AUUUUGGAAAGAAAAAAUAAAAAUAAUAUUUUUAAUUGGUUAUCUGAUAAUGGAGGGUUAAUUAAUUUUGGAGAUUAUCUUUUUUUGAUGACUUUACUUUCAGCUUCUCCGAGUGAAUUUAAAUUGGCUUUUUAUGUUUUUGAUUUAAAUGGAGACGGGGAAUUGGAUAGACAGGAAUUUGAACGUGUUCAAGAAUUAAUUUUAAGUCAAUCAAAUAUUGGACAAAGACAUAGAGAUCACAUUACUGGGACUGGAACUUUUACAAAAUCGGGAAAACAUUCGAAGAAUUUACAUUAUGAUAUUUUAAAGAUAGAAUUUGAAAGAAGAGAUCCAGAAUCUGACCCUGUUGGAAUUAUAUCAGAGGUCUCAUUUGCUCAAUUGUUAAUGAUACAUUCUGAUUUACCAGAAAAACGGCAAAAAAGAAUGCUUAAACGUGUAAAACGUAAAUAUAGGAAAGAAAUAAUUAAUAAAAAGGGUGUUUCUUUUGAAGAAGUUGAUAAUUUUUUUGCUUUUAUUUAUCAUAUUGAUAAAGUUGAUUUGGCUUUACAUUUUUACAAAUUAGCAGGAAAACCACUUUCUAAAGAAUUAAUUAAAAGAGUGGCUAGUAAAAUAACAAAUGUUGAAUUAAGUGAUACAGUUGUUGAUAUAGUUGUGACAUUAUUUGAUGAAAAUGGGGAUGGGGAAUUGUCUCAGAAAGAAUUUAUUUUAAUUAUGAAACAAAGAAAACAGAGAGGGUUGGAACGCCCAAAAGAUACAGGGUUAACACGUUUACUUGAUGCUUUGUGGGUUUGUGCUAAAAGCCAAUUAAAUAUACCUUCACACAAUGAAGAUAAUAAGAAGAAUUUUAAAUAA
Meloidogyne enterolobii is the source of this 852-nucleotide messenger RNA. The record is from the annotation of a GenBank genome assembly. NCBI's taxonomy places the organism in Eukaryota, Metazoa, Nematoda, Chromadorea, Rhabditida, Meloidogynidae.